AUACGAUCAUUGGGAACCUCAGGUGCGACACUUCCGCAUUUCCCAGGUGGGCGACUCGUGCUCUGCUUAGACCUCAUGCGCAUGCGCGUAGGUCAUGUUACCUGGAGAGAAGUGAACUCUUCGUUCGGUAAAAGAGUAAAACUAUUCUUGUUUGAACUGUGCGUCGGUGGCAACCUCUUCAGCAAACUCGUCUCCUCAACAUCACAUGACAUGACAAUAAUAAAUGAUUAACCACAGCUAGGCGUGAGGGGCCUUGUUCUGUGUCCACCAGUGCAUUGACCUCGGUGGAGUUCAGAGACUGUCCGUGCAACCGGUGAGGAACCACACACCCACGUGGACAUGGACAUCAGCAAGGUGAACGCGCUGUCUUAUGAGGAUUUUGUGGAUAUUUUUGGUAACGUGGUGGAGAAAUGUCCCAUCAUAGCCGCUGCAGUGUGGUCCAGGCGUCCCUUUGUGAGCUUGUCUGCUUUGGAGACUGCGUUCAGUGAAUUCGUCGAUGCUCUGCCAGAGUCAGGUAAAGAGGGCAUCCUCAGGUGUCACCCUGACCUCGCGGGCAGGGACCUCCAGAGGGGCACCCUGACCAGAGAGUCGCUUGAGGAGCAGGCAGGAGCCGGACUGGACGCACUGGAGUCUGCUGAAGCCUCGCGCAUGGCCCAGCUCAACGAGGAGUACAAAGAACGGUACAGGUUCCCGUUCGUCAUCUGCGCCCGCAUGAACGACAAGACAAACAUUUUACGUCAGCUGUCUGAGCGCUGUCAGAACGAGUGCACGGUGGAGAGGGCACACAGCAUCGAGGAAGUGAAGAAGAUCUGCCACCUGCGUCUCCAAGACCUUGUGUGCCAUGACGCACCAAACAAGUUGUGACUUUGAUUCACUGCGGAAUCUUUCCUGCUCCGGUCUAAAUGUUGUCAUUACUAUCAAACAUUUACAUGGUGGUGAUACUUGUUGUAUUCCAAAUGUAAGUGUGCUUCUCAUUCAUCACACUGUGAGCUUUUUGGAGAAUAAAACAUGUUGAUCAUUGAUUUACA
This is a messenger RNA of Paralichthys olivaceus (Japanese flounder), 1028 nucleotides long. NCBI's taxonomy places the organism in Eukaryota, Metazoa, Chordata, Actinopteri, Pleuronectiformes, Paralichthyidae. The record is from RefSeq and is a predicted model, not a curated record.